Messenger RNA from Xyrauchen texanus (razorback sucker), 3627 nucleotides. RefSeq names its product tyrosyl-DNA phosphodiesterase 2 (gene tdp2a). The record is from RefSeq and is a predicted model, not a curated record. Lineage: Eukaryota; Metazoa; Chordata; Actinopteri; Cypriniformes; Catostomidae. Gene Ontology annotation, molecular function: 5'-tyrosyl-DNA phosphodiesterase activity; single-stranded DNA binding. Gene Ontology annotation, biological process: double-strand break repair. Gene Ontology annotation, cellular component: cytoplasm; PML body. Bases 1079 to 2302 code for a protein of 407 amino acids. The transcript is spliced from 8 exons.
CAAUAUCAACCAAUAAGAUUCCAUGUACGAUGUCGCGUUUUCAUUGGUCAGUCGUUGAAGCCUUUUCUGAUUGGUUGUUGCCGUUUUGACAGCGUUUAUGCCAAGAGCAAAGAGAAAGAAAUCGAAGAGAAGAGUACUUGGGCAUGCGCGAACGCACGGGACACAGUCUAAGCACAAACACGCUUACUUUAAGCGAAGAGGAGAGAUUCGCGAUUGCAAUGAACACGUUUUAAGUGCAGGCAUAUUCUCUGAGCGAGCGCAGAGAAAAUUCUUUCAAGAGCAGCGUGUAUCUGAGGGCGCGCGCCCAGUUCCCGCGCGCGAGCAGAGGGAUUCGCGCUCGGCGCAUUAUAUUCCGCGCGCGAGCAGAGGGAUUCGCGCUCGCGCAUAACAUUAAUGUACUUUCGCGCUACAAUAAUGCGCUCUCGACAUUUGACAGGGAAAUAACGCCAUAAAAUUUGUUUUCAAUAAGGCUAUCUGGUGGCAACAGCUAAUCGCACUGUGCAUAGUGGAUGACCGAAUAUGUCAUUACUUUGAUCAAGGACUCACUGCUGAAAUAGCUGUCUGUCUCUCAGUCAUUGACAACUUCCAGAUUAGUGUCAGACACCUUAGAAGAAGACCAUCACGUCUACAACGUUUUCGUAGACAAUACAGUGACGCUGAACGUUUGGUCAAUUUCAUUGCCAGCCAACUUGAGGGACCUGGACGUCUGCAUGACUGCAGUCAAGCCAGCCGCGAUUUAGAUCCAAGUGCGCGCAUAUUACAGUAUUAACGGUACUUUCCGGAAAGCACAUAACGUGCUUCUUGACUGCUGUCGAGUGCAGAAGAAAGCGAGUCUUUCUAUAUUGAUGAAAAAGCGUUUAUUAAGUGUUUGUGACGUGCUGCCUGGUGUUUAUUAAUAUGUUUGAUUUAGCCUAUGUGAAAGGUGACUGGUUAGAAUACUAUUGGAUAGGGCAGGUUUAACUUGCAUAGUCACUGUUGAAGAGGACCAAACCCUGAGUCGGAAGUUCAGAAAGUUGGAAUACGUGAACAACACAGCGAGGCAGUACAGAACUGUACUGGAACAUCUUCCCCUUUAGAAAUGGAGGACAAACCAGAGUGUUCACCAAGUCAUACCUGCCCGGGAGAGCCUGUGGGCAGUAAUAUCAAUGCUUCAUGCCUUGUCGGCACCAAAGUUGAGGGUAAAGCUGGGAAAAAGAAAAAAAAGAAUAAAAAGAGACAAGAGACAAGUGGACAUGGUGGCCGCCAAAUGAAAACACAUAGUUCUGGUGCAAACACCUCUCAUCAAGAGAAAACCCAGAGUGCACAGCAAACUUCAGUUCGGUCCACCUGCGACCAGUCAAUCCAGACAGAGUCUCCCCUAUCCCAAUCUGUCCAAACGGAGUCAACCCAAAUUGCUCCAAUCCAGUGUGUACACUCGCUGUCAACAGAAUCCAAGUCAACCCAGACACGUGAGACCAGUUUUUACUUGCACCAUGCAUACCUGGGAAAAUCUAUCACAGAUCAGUCCAUUGAUGAACAGGCAACCCAAUCCAGCUCUUCAAGCAAACAGCUGACUGUGAUCAGCUGGAAUAUAGAUGGCCUGGAUACAGAAAAUGUUUACGCUCGAGCCAAAGGCCUGCUGUCAUGCUUAGGAAAGCACCGUGCAGAUGUGGUACUGCUGCAAGAGCUUAUUCCUCCUUGUUUGAAGGUUUUACAGAACGUUAUGAAAGAUUAUGAGUUUCUGCAAGCCAAUGACGAGGGCUAUUUCACUGGCAUUUUGCUCAGAAAGGACAGGGUGCAAUUCAUCCAGAGCAACAUUGUGAAGUAUCCCACCACAGAGAUGGGUAGGAAUCUGCUAAUAGCAAGCGUGAACUUUUUAGGCCAUCCACUGUGCUUUAUGACGUCUCACCUUGAAAGCUGUAAAUCUGCCUCACAAGAACGCUUGAAUCAACUGCGCAGAGUUUGGAAAUGGAUAAAAGAGGCUCCACAGGACCAGACAGUUAUUUUUGGAGGAGAUACCAACCUUAGGGAUUGGGAGGUGAAGAAGCUUGGUGAACUCCCAGAUGGUAUCUCUGAUGUUUGGGAGAUGCUGGGGAAGCCGGAGGAAUGCAGAUACACCUGGGACACGUCUCUCAAUGAUAACUAUGAAAUCUCUAAUUCUAUACGCCUACGAUUUGAUCGAGUUUUCCUCAGGAAAGCCACAGAGGGUGCCCAGCUACAGCCAGAAAGCAUGGCCCUGAUAGGCCUGGAGAAGCUGAAGUGUGACUAUUUUAUCAGCGAUCACUGGGGCAUCCUUUGUACAUUUUCAUUUGGGACAUCAUAGGAACAAUUGUCAACAAAUUAUUUUUGUUUUAUGGCAUACGAUUGUACAACUAAAAUGAUGACUAGAAUGAACUGUUAAUGAAAUGCUCAAUCAUGGUGUAAAACGCUGGCAUAUGAACCAGUCAAACAUUGUUUGUAUGACUCUAUAUCCAGUAACAUCUGAUUCUGUACAAACUUAAAUAAUUGGUUUUAAUAUAGUCUUUAAUUUCUCCACUAGAGGGAACUCUAGAACAGCCUGUGAUUCUCAUUCAAUCUGUAGGCAAUAUCAACCACAGGCAUCCUUAAAUUCCUUAAAGUGCAUUACAUCACAUUAUGAUUAUUUCUAAUGCAUGUCUAAGCUUAAGGGUUUUUGUGUUGACAUGAAUACUGAAAUUGCAGAAAAGGUAUCAACCACAGAUUUAGGAUUACUGCCACUUGUGGUUUUUAAACCAUUGUAAUUCAAGAUCAUUUACACUAACUGGGUGACAUUGAGCAAUCAGAUAUAAAUGAAUGGAAAGGAAUAAAUUCUUUGGUAAGGAACUGGCAAACAUGGUUCUGUUUUUACUUGGAGAAAUUAUUUGCAGCACAUUCUGUCAACUGCGAAACAGAAUUGAAAUGUGCCAUUACAUUUAGAAGCAAAUUUAGAAAGAUGGCAGGCUGACAAUAAGAAUUGUUAUUUGUCACUGGCAUGGUUUCAUGAAUGGGAUUAACUAAAAACCAUUUACCAAGAAAUACAGUCCUCAUCAUGGUUAACUGGAUGGGCCCUGUGUUUCUACUUAGAAAUAUACAGUACUGUAUUUAGAAUGUUCCAUAGAUCUACUUCACUGAUUUUUUUUUAGUUUUUUUCUUUACCCCAAAUGUAAAAUGAGUCUUUGUUUUUACUGAUUUGAUUGGAGAAAUGACCACUGCCAAAAUCUGUCUUUAUAAAUGAAUGCCAAUGCCAUUGAUCAAAUAUUUAGUGCAGUAAUGGAUCAGCAUUCUGUUUCAUGCUAAUCCAUUUAGCUUCAUUCCAAUACAUUAUGAAAUAGGAUUAAUUUAUUGCCAUAUAAUUUCCACUUAAAAUAUUUAAUGGCAUGUUAAAUGCUGAAGUGUUCUGUCAGCCUAUUUAUUAAAGAUCCAAAUUAAGGUUGUAAAUGAUCAUUAGCUCCCACUGUUAUAAGAAACCCUUGGUGAUUAGUUCACCAAACUAAAAAUACACAAAUUAAUCCUCUUGAAAUAUUUGAUUCAGUGCUUAAGUUGGGCCAUGUCUAAAGUGUAGUUAAAUUGAAAUUGUUUACACCCAUCUGAUAAUCAUGUUUCGAAUUUCCAUACAACACCACUGUCUUAAUGUCUAAAUUCUAAAUAAAU